UCUCUGAUCAGGAAAACUAUUAAUUGAUUUUCUCCGAUCUCCUGACGAUAUAUACAUAUAUAUAGAGAGAGAGAGAGAGACAGAGAAAGAGAGUUGUUCGGCACGAUGGUGACGUCGUCGAGCUCAUGGUGGCAGGCCUUGGUUCGGAUCUCUCCCUACACCUUCUCCGCCAUCGGAAUUGCCAUAUCAAUCGGCGUUUCCGUCCUAGGCGCUGCCUGGGGAAUUUAUAUAACGGGGAGUAGUUUAAUUGGCGCUGCCAUAAAAGCUCCUCGCAUUACUUCCAAAAACCUAAUCAGUGUAAUUUUCUGUGAGGCUGUUGCUAUAUACGGAGUUAUUGUGGCUAUCAUUCUUCAGACGAAGCUUGAGAGUGUGCCUUCUUCAAAGAUGUACGAGCCCGAGUCCCUGAGAGCUGGUUAUGCUAUAUUUGCAUCUGGAAUAAUUGUGGGCUUUGCUAACCUUGUUUGUGGGCUAUGUGUUGGUAUCAUAGGAAGCAGUUGUGCAUUAUCAGAUGCCCAAAACUCAUCACUCUUUGUUAAGAUUCUUGUGAUUGAGAUAUUUGGCAGUGCACUUGGGUUGUUCGGCGUCAUUGUAGGCAUUAUCAUGUCGGCUCAAGCAACAUGGCCAUCUAAAGCAUGAGUUCCUAUUCGUACCACGAGUUAUUAGUACCAGGUACUUGUAAUGUUUUGCAAUUUCUUUAUCUUUCAAUUUAUAUAUUUUUUCAAAAAUUUUGUUGGUACAUGUAACCUCGGUGAGAAUGAGAGAGGUCCAGAAACAAACUUGGAUCAUACAACCAUUGAGUCCUGUAUGUAGUUUACUCCCAUUUAAUGAAACUGCCCAGUCGAUGUUCUUUUCA
Molecule: messenger RNA, 853 nt
Organism: Sesamum indicum (sesame)
Lineage: Eukaryota; Viridiplantae; Streptophyta; Magnoliopsida; Lamiales; Pedaliaceae
Product: V-type proton ATPase subunit c''2
Biological process (GO): proton transmembrane transport
Cellular component (GO): proton-transporting V-type ATPase, V0 domain
Molecular function (GO): proton-transporting ATPase activity, rotational mechanism
Source: RefSeq, a predicted model, not a curated record